AUGGACGAAGGAGGAGAGGAGAAGGACGCAGAGUGGGAUGAAGAACUGGAUGGAGAGAUGGAAGGAGGAAGACGAGGACGGACACACUGCAUUCCACCAGCUCCACCGGAACCCAGAGGAAAAGGAAUCCAUGCCAAGAACAGAUCAGAUCUGUGCCUUGGUACUGAUGGUGUCCUUCCUCCUCAGAUUCAGGGCAGUAACCAGGUCCAGCGUGCCCCCAGAGCCUUAUUCUGUCUGAAACUCAACAAUCCAAUCAGACAGGCAGCGCUCCACAUCGUUGAGUGGAAACCGUUUGAUAUCUUCAUCCUGUUAGCCAUCUUUGCUAACUGUGUCGCUCUGGGAGUUUCCAAACCUUUUCCUGAAGACGAUUCCAAUUCUACCAACCACAACCUGGAGCAAGUUGAGUACGUCUUCCUCAUCAUCUUCACCAUUGAGACCUUCCUGAAGAUCCUGGCCUAUGGUCUUGUCAUGCACCCCAGUUCCUACAUACGUAAUGGCUGGAAUCUUCUGGAUUUUGUCAUUGUCAUUGUCGGGUUGUUCAGUGUUGUCUUGGAAACAAUGACAAAUAAGUCGGGCGAGCAGGCAACCACGCACCACAUGCCGGGGAAGCCUGGAGGCCUGGAUGUCAAGGCGCUGAGGGCCUUCAGAGUCCUCAGACCGCUCAGACUGGUUUCUGGAGUCCCCAGUCUACAGAUCGUGUUGAACUCCAUCAUGAAGGCCAUGGUCCCUUUGCUGCACAUUGCUCUGCUCGUCCUGUUUGUCAUCAUCAUAUACGCCAUCAUCGGUCUGGAGCUUUUCAUUGGACGCAUGCACAGGACGUGCUACUACAUCACAACAGAUAAUUUUGUGGAGGACGACCCGGUGACGUGUGCAUUUUGCCGGUCCUACGGACGGCAGUGCACACUGAACGGCUCAGAGUGUCGAGGGCGGUGGGCAGGUCCCAACGGAGGAAUCACUAACUUGAUAAACUUCGUCUUCGCCAUGCUGACUGUCUUCCAGUGCAUCACGAUGGAGGGAUGGACAGAUGUUUUGUACUGGAUGAAUGAUGCCAUAGGAUUUGAGCUGCCGUGGGUUUACUUUGUCAGUCUGGUGAUUUUUGGCUCCUUCUUUGUUCUGAACCUGGUUCUGGGAGUCCUGAGCGGAGAGUUCAGUAAGGAGAGGGAAAAGGCCAAAGCUCGUGGAGACUUCCAGAACACGAGAGAGCAGCAGAUGCAGGAGAUCGCGGCGGACAUGGACUGGAUCACGCAGGCUGAAGACAUGGAUGACCUGGAUGAUGAUGGACCCUCUCUGGGUGAUUUGUCUGACAAGAAAAGAGGGAAGUUUGGAUGGUUCAGUCACACCAAUGAGACACACGCGAGUCUUCCAGCCAGUGAAACAGGGUCUGAGAACACAGAGAACAUUGACGAGGAACAUCUGAACUGCUGCCAGGCCUGCUGUGCUCAGAUGAUGAAGAUUGGCUGCUGCCGCACGUUGCGGCGCUGGAAUCGGGUGUGUCGCAGGAGUUGUCGCACCGCCGUCAAAUCUGUCAUCUUCUAUUGGCUGGUUCUGCUGCUCGUCUUCCUCAACACGUCUCUCAGCGCCUCUGAGCACUACAACCAACCUGACUGGCUGACAAAAGUUCAGGAUAUUGCCAAUAAGGUGCUGCUGUCGCUGUUCACGGUGGAGAUGCUGCUGAAGAUGUACAGUCUGGGUCUGGCUCAUUACUUUGUGGCGUUCUUUAAUCGUUUUGACUGUUUCGUGGUUUGCGGUGGGAUCAUAGAGACCAUCCUGGUGGAGCUGGGCAUCAUGCCUCCUCUGGGCAUUUCUGUGCUGCGCUGCGUACGCCUGCUCCGCAUCUUUAAGGUCACACGUCAUUGGACGGCUCUGUCUAAUCUGGUGGCGUCCUUACUGAACUCCAUGAAGUCCAUCGCCUCGCUGCUGCUCCUGCUCUUCCUCUUCCUCAUCAUCUUCGCUCUGCUCGGCAUGCAGCUGUUCGGCGGAAAGUUCAACUUCGAUGAGACGCAAACCAAGCGCAGCACUUUUGAUGCCUUUCCGCAGGCGCUGCUCACCUGCUUCCAGAUCCUGACGGGUGAGGACUGGAAUGUGGUCAUGUACGAUGGUAUCAUGGCGUACGGUGGCCCCGUCUUUCCAGGGAUGAUUGUCUGUGUUUACUUUGUCAUCCUCUUCAUCUGUGGUAACUAUAUCCUGCUCAACGUCUUCUUGGCCAUUGCCGUGGACAACCUGGCUGGAGGAGACGAAGGCAAGAAGAAAGAUAAGAAGAAAGAAAGAGCAGAGGAGGAGAACGAAGGAGAAGUGAAGGUAAAGACGGAGACUCUCACGCUGGUCUCCAGGUCAUGGAGCAGAAAUGCAUCUGACAUCUUUGUCUUGCAGGUGGAUGUCGAUGAAGACACGGAGUACGAGGAGGAGGAGGAGGAGGAGGAGGAGGUUCACGAAGGAGAUGACGAAGGAGGAGUCCAACUGAAGAUGGCAGAUCUUGCUCCUCCUAAAGAGAAGGUUCUUCCAAUCCCAGAAGGCAGUGCAUUUUUCUGUCUCAGCAAGACGAACCCGAUCCGUGUGGCCUGUCACAGUCUGAUCCACCACCACAUCUUCACCAACCUCAUCCUCCUCUUCAUCAUUCUGAGCAGCUGCUCAUUGGCUGCUGAGGAUCCAAUCAGAACCCACUCCUUCAGGAACAAUAUUCUGGGUUAUGCAGACUACGCCUUCACCUCCAUCUUCACUGUGGAGAUUCUCCUAAAGAUGACGGUCCAUGGAGCGUUCCUCCAUCAGGGUUCGUUCUGCAGGAACUGGUUCAACCUUCUGGACUUGCUGGUUGUCAGCGUCUCUCUCGUUUCCUUCUUCCUGCACUCUAGUGCAAUCUCAGUGGUGAAAAUCCUGAGGGUCCUCAGGGUUCUCCGGCCCCUGAGGGCCAUCAACAGAGCCAAAGGGCUCAAGCAUGUGGUACAGUGUGUGUUUGUGGCCAUCAGAACCAUUGGAAACAUCAUGAUUGUCACAACUCUGCUGCAGUUCAUGUUCGCCUGCAUCGGAGUCCAGCUGUUCAAGGGUAAAUUCUAUCGUUGCACAGAUGAAGCGAAAAACACUCCUGAACAGUGCAAAGGGACGUUUGUGGUCUAUAAGGACGGAGAUGUGACCCAUCCCAUGGUCAGAGAGAGAAUUUGGCAGAACAGCGACUUUAACUUUGACAACGUGCUGAUGGGGAUGAUGGCGCUCUUCACCGUCUCCACCUUCGAGGGCUGGCCGGCUCUGCUCUAUAAGGCCAUCGAUGCCAACGGGGAGAAUUCUGGUCCGAUCUACAACUACCGAGUGGAGAUCUCCAUCUUCUUCAUCGUCUACAUCAUCAUCAUCGCCUUCUUCAUGAUGAACAUCUUUGUGGGUUUUGUCAUCAUCACCUUCAGGGAACAGGGAGAGCAGGAGUACAAGAACUGUGAGCUGGACAAGAACCAGCGUAAAUGUGUGGAGUACGCUCUGAAGGCUCAGCCGCUGAAGCUUUAUAUCCCAAAGAAUCCGGUCCAGUAUAAAUUCUGGUUCAUCAUCAACUCCACAGGCUUCGAGUACGUCAUGUUCGUCCUCAUCCUGCUCAACACCGUCACGUUGGCUGUUCAGCACUACGAGCAGUCUAAGACCUUCAGCGACAUCAUGGACAUUCUGAACAUGGUGUUCACAGGACUCUUCACGGUGGAGAUGCUGCUGAAGCUGCUGGCUCUGAGGCCCAGGCAUUACUUUGUUGACGCCUGGAACUCUUUCGACGCUCUGAUCGUGGUCGGCAGUGUGGUCGACAUUGUUGUCACUGAGUUCAGUAGUGGAGAGGACAGCUCCCGAGUGUCAAUCACCUUUUUCCGCUUGUUUCGAGUGAUGCGAUUGGUCAAGCUGCUGAGCAAAGGGGAGGGCAUUCGUACCCUCCUCUGGACUUUCAUCAAAUCACUGCAGGCUCUGCCAUAUGUUGCGCUUCUCAUCGCCAUGAUCUUCUUCAUCUAUGCUGUCAUUGGCAUGCAGACAUUUGGGAAAAUCGCGAUGCAGGAUUACACUCAGAUCAACAGAAACAACAACUUCCAGACUUUUCCUCAGGCGGUUCUCCUCCUCUUCAGGUGUGCUACAGGUGAGGCGUGGCAGGAGAUCAUGCUGGCCAGCCUGCCGGGGAAAAGGUGCGACUCCGAGUCAGACUUCGAGCCUGGAGAGGAGUUCAGCUGUGGCAGCAACUUUGCCAUCGUCUACUUCAUCAGCUUCUUCAUGCUGUGUGCAUUCCUGAUCAUCAAUCUGUUUGUCGCUGUCAUUAUGGACAACUUUGACUAUCUGACACGUGAUUGGUCGAUUCUGGGACCACAUCACCUGGACGAGUUUAAGAGGAUCUGGUCAGAAUACGACCCAGAAGCAAAGGGUCGUAUCAAACACCUGGACGUCGUCGCUCUGCUCAGGAGGAUCCAGCCUCCUCUGGGUUUUGGGAAGCUCUGUCCUCACAGAGUCGCCUGCAAGCGUCUGGUGGCGAUGAACAUGCCUCUGAACUCAGACGGGAUGGUGACCUUUAACGCCACCCUCUUCGCUCUGGUUCGCACCGCUCUCAAGAUCAAGACUGAAGGCCACCCAGAGCAGGAGAACGAGGAGCUGAGGGUGAUUAUCAAGAAGAUCUGGAAACGAAUGAAACCAAAACUUCUAGAUGAAGUCAUACCACCACAUGAAAAGGAGGAGGUGACAGUCGGGAAGUUUUACGCCACUUUCCUAAUCCAGGAUUACUUCAGAAAGUUCAGGAAGAGGAAGGAGAGAGGAGUGCUGACUGUUGAGUCCAACUCCAACAAUCCAACUGCAGUACAGCUGUGUAAGGCCGGUCUGAAGACUCUGCAGGAUCUGGGUCCAGAGAUGCGCCUAGCUCUGAACGAGGACCUGGAGGAUGAGGAGGAUGCCAUGAUGGAGGAUGAGGACCUGGAGGACUCGUCCUAUCAGCAGGAGAAUGGUUUUGGAGCAGAGAAGGAACGCCGUGGUUCUGUGCUAGCCACUCCUUCAGGUGCAUAUGGUGUUUUGGCCGAUGUCAGUGUGUCCAAUGGUGGUUUGAUCCAUCGGGUUGGUUCCCUCACCAAGAUGUCCAACAGCAGCGAGCACGACGAACAGCUUCACCGUGCAGACAGCAUGAGGUCAUCUGUCAAUCAUCGCCGUUGCUCAUCAUUGAAGAACGGCAUACAGAACCACGCUCCCGUGAGCCAGACGCACUCGAAAUAUGCACGGCGGGACUCGAGAGACAGAUACGUGAGGAACGGAGACCUGGAUGCUUACGGAGGAGAUACGGAUUAUUACAGCCGAGAGGACGACAACGACAGCGUGGCCUCCAGAGACAGACAAUACGCUGAUGACUUACCAAUGUACAGAGACCACUAUGAUGGCCACGCCCACUCCAACAGUAGCUAUGGCAACCCUUACUCAGAGGGCAAGAGGACUCGGCGGCGCUUGCUUCCUGCCACGCCCACAGGUCGGAAGCCGUCGUUCAACAUCCAGUGCCUACGGCGGCAGGGCAGCAGUGACGACCUACCAAUGCCUGGGACGUACCACCCCACGUCACCUCCUCGCCGCAACCGGGCACAGCAACAAUUGUUUGGAAAUUACGGAUCCCACCACAUGUCGGAUCACUCCUCAGCAUCCUGGGCGAACCCAUGCCCUCGCCGCGGUCGCCUCCUCUAUGCUCCUCUGAUUCUGGUGGAGGAGGAGGCCAGCCCGCCCUGGGGAGGAGCUGGAGGAGAGGGAAACAAAGGGGGAGCAGGAACAGGGGUCAGUGUGACCAGCGCUGCACCACGACCAGCCUGGUACAGUGGGCCUUCAGGGACAGCAGCUCCACCUCCUUACAGGGCGUACACCACACUCAGAGUUCCCUCUCAGCUCAGCGAGAAGCGAGGAUCAGCUGACAGUCUGGUGGAAGCGGUUCUGAUCUCAGAGGGUCUUGGACUUUAUGCCCGGGAUCCAAAGUUUGUGGCGUUUGCAAAGCGGGAGAUCGCUGACGCUUGUCACAUGACUGUGGAUGAGAUGGAGUCGGCCGCCAGCGAUCUACUGGGCUCAGGAAGUCACGGAUUCCUUAGCAACGCUGCCGACCCCGCGGCGCUCUACAGCGAUGAGGAACCAAUCAGGACAAGCCAUGAGGAGGAGGAGCUGGCGGAUGAGAUGGCCUGUGUGUCAUCAUUCUGACAGCCUGUGUGACAUGACUCUGCUGGCUGGUGACAUCAUUCUGACGGCUGUUAACAUCAUUAUGACGGCGUGUGUGACAUCACUGACAGUCUGUGUGACAUCACUCUGACAGCCUGUGUGACAUGACUGAUGGCUGGUGACAUCAUUCUGACAGCGUGUGUUACAUCACUCUGAUGGCCUGAGUGACAUCACUCUGACACAUCACUCUGACACAGU
Molecule: messenger RNA, 6375 nt
Organism: Thalassophryne amazonica
Lineage: Eukaryota; Metazoa; Chordata; Actinopteri; Batrachoidiformes; Batrachoididae
Product: voltage-dependent L-type calcium channel subunit alpha-1D-like
Biological process (GO): calcium ion import across plasma membrane
Cellular component (GO): membrane; voltage-gated calcium channel complex
Molecular function (GO): high voltage-gated calcium channel activity
Source: RefSeq, a predicted model, not a curated record